Molecule: messenger RNA, 1245 nt
Organism: Cylicostephanus goldi
Lineage: Eukaryota; Metazoa; Nematoda; Chromadorea; Rhabditida; Strongylidae
Source: the annotation of a GenBank genome assembly
GGCUGAUGUUGACCUUCUCCUUGCCGUGAUGAGUCCUUCAGCUCCAUCGACGUUGCCUGCCCCGACAAAAACCCCGUGGGAUUACCAACAAGAUGCUGCUAUCAAAACUCAGAAGGAAAGUAAAGAAAUUAGUGGUCAGCGCGUGAAUUUGUUGUCCUUGGAUGGUGGUGGUAUCCGUGGCUUAGUGUUGAUACAGAUGCUCUCGGAGCUAGAGAGUAAAUUUGGUCCCGAAUUUCUUGCUUCAUUCGGCUGGCUAGCUGGUACGAGCACUGGCGCAAUCCUUGCGUUAGCUCUCAGUCAAGGCAAAACUAUUCCAUUCUGUCGAUCUAUGUAUUUUCGAAUGAAGGAUGAGAUCUUUCUUGGUGUUCGACCUUAUAACGCUGACACUUUGGACGCUUUCCUUAGAUCCGAGUUUGGCGAAAACACAACUAUGGCUGAUGUGACAAGUAAAAGGGUUAUGGUCACGACAUGUGUAGCAAAUGUUUGUCCUCCACAACUACAUCUUCUGCGCAGUUAUCAGCUGGAGGUUUCUGAAGAAGAAAAUGCUAAACUAGGUUUUAGUCCCCCGAAGAAUCAUUUUAUAAAGGAUACGGCUCGUGCCUCCAGCGCCGCACCCACAUAUUUUCCACCUUUUGACAAAAAAUACGUCGAUGGCGGAUUGCUUGCAAAUAAUCCCUGUCCACAGUUGCUUAUGGAUGUUCAGCUAGUGAAUACAAGCUUGAAAAUGGCGAAUAAAGAUGACCAGUGCUACCAUGUUGGUUGCGUACUUUCUUUGGGAACCGGCAGAGUACCCCAAGCCAUGGUCGAUUCUCUCGAGCUUACCGUCCCAAAAUCAUUUAUAGAAUUCGCCACUGGUUUUCAAGAUAAACUUUCUCUCAUCAGCCACCUGAAAAAUCUACUUCUUGAUCAGGUACGAAAAAUUCAUCCUACAAAAAGUUUAUGGACUUGGUUUUUUCCAUUCCAGAUAGGAAGAGCUGAUGGAGCAGCCGUUGACUGCUCUAGAGCUUGGAGUCAUUCCAUGUCCGUGCCGUUCUUCAGAUAUUCACCACAGCUAAGCUCAGCCAUUGACUUGGAUGAGACCGAUGAUAUUAAGUUGAUAAACAUCAUGUGGGGAACAAAGGUGAGGUGUUUUCCCGUUUUGGACUGCGGUACAAUUCGUAAAAUCUCUGUUCAGGUCUACAUGAAAGAAGAAAAUUCUUCAGUGGAGCAGCUAAUCGACCUGCUAAAAUCCUGCAAAAGGUAGCC